Messenger RNA from Ananas comosus (pineapple), 1750 nucleotides. Its product is annotated as ent-kaurene oxidase 2-like. Gene Ontology annotation, cellular component: chloroplast outer membrane; endoplasmic reticulum. The record is from RefSeq and is a predicted model, not a curated record. Bases 116 to 1660 code for a protein of 514 amino acids. Gene Ontology annotation, biological process: gibberellin biosynthetic process. The transcript has 8 exons. Gene Ontology annotation, molecular function: ent-kaurene oxidase activity; iron ion binding; heme binding. NCBI's taxonomy places the organism in Eukaryota, Viridiplantae, Streptophyta, Magnoliopsida, Poales, Bromeliaceae.
GCAUCGAAGGUUAGAAAAAAAAAAAAAGAAAAAAAGCAGCAGCAGCGAAUGUAGCGAAAUACAGAGAAAGAGAGGAGGGAGAGGGGGAAAAAACAAAGCGCAAAAUUUGCUAACAAUGGAAGGGGGGGUUGUGUUGUUGCUGCGGAGCGCGCAAAGCGGAGCCCUCGUCUCUGCCGCUCUCGGCGCAGCCCUCGUCGCAGCCGCUUUCGUACUCGGGACGCUCCUCGCGGGGCGGAGUCGGCGCCGAUUCAACCUCCCACCCGCUGUUCCUGGGCUUCCUUUUAUUGGAAACUUGCUCCAAUUGAAGGAAAAGAAGCCCCAUCAGACAUUUGCUAAAUGGGCCGAUGCUUACGGGGCCAUAUACUCCAUUAGAACUGGAGCAUCCACUUUGGUGGUGCUUAAUUCGGCCGAAGUCGCGAAAGAGGCAAUGGUCGCAAAAUACUCGUCCAUAUCCACUCGAAAGCUUUCAAAUGCAUUGACUCUGCUCACUUCCGACAAAAGUAUGGUCGCCAUGAGCGACUAUGGUGAGUUCCAUAAAAUGGUGAAGCGAUACAUAAUGACAAGUGUUCUGGGAACUAAUGCUCAGAAGCAAUAUCGUGGUCACAGGGAUGCGAUGAUCAAAAAUAUAGUUGAAAAUUUUCAUUCAAUCAUAAAGGAUGAUCCUCAUGCAGCUGUGAACUUCAGAGAGGUGUUCAAAAAUGGACUUUUUGGACUGGCCUUGAAAGAAGCUCUUGGCAAGGAUGUAGAGACUGUUUACGUGGAGGAGCUUGGGAAGGAGAUUUCCAAGAAGGAAAUAUUUGAUGUGCUAAUAGUUGAUCCAUUGAUGGGUGCGAUUGAGGUUGAUUGGAGGGACUUCUUCCCCUAUUUGAGAUGGGUUCCUAAUAGAAGCAUGGAAAUGAAAAUCCAGAGAAUGGUUACUCGCAGGAGAGCGGUGAUGAGAGCCUUGAUCAUGGAGCAGAAGAAACGUAUCGCACGUGGAGAGGAUAGAAGCUGUUAUCUGGAUUUUCUGCUCUCUGAGAACACACUGACGGAGGAGCAACUGAUGAUGCUGAUGUGGGAAGUGAUAAUUGAAAGCGCAGACACAACUUUAAUCACAACUGAAUGGGCUAUGUUUGAACUUGCUAAGAAUCCAAGGUGUCAGGAUCAACUUUAUCGUGAAAUUCAAGGAGCAUGCGGGUUGGAAAAGGUUGAGGAGGAGCAUUUGCCACAACUACCAUACUUAAAUGCUGUUUUCCAUGAGACCUUGCGGCGGCACUCUCCUGCUCCCGUUGUUCCUUUGCGAUAUGCCCAUGAAGAUACUCAACUAGGAGGCUAUGAUAUUCCAGCCGGGACACAGAUUGCGAUCAACCUCUACGCGUGCAACAUGAACGUAAAGGACUGGGAGAGACCCGACGAGUGGAUGCCUGAGAGAUUCCUCACUAGCAAGUUUGAGAUCUCCGACUCGCACAAGACGAUGGCUUUCGGAGCGGGAAAGAGGGCUUGUGCCGGAUCUCUUCAGGCGAUGCUGAUAUCCUGUGUAGCUAUCGGCCGACUCGUGCAGGAAUUCGAGUGGAGGGUGAGAGAAGGAGAUGAAGAUGAUGUAGAUACUGUCCAUCUCACCACCCACAAGCUCCACCCCUUGCAUGCGUACAUUACACCAAGACAGAAAACAAUGCACUGAGACCUUAUUCUUCAUGUUGAUCUCUUUUUAUCUUUGGAUUCAUUAUAUAUACAUAUAUUCCUAUUAAAGUGAAUUGUUUGUAGUUGUGCC